AUGGUGGAGCCUGUGCCGGAGUCCAUCAACUUUCCCGCACAGGAAGAGAAGAUCCUGCUGCUGUGGAAGGAGAAGGACUGUUUUUACGAGUGCCUCAAACAAUCCAAGAACAGGCCAAGGUACACCUUCUAUGAUGGACCACCCUUUGCCACGGGUCUACCUCACUACGGUCACAUCCUAGCAGGCACCAUCAAGGACAUUGUUACUCGCUUUGCCCAUCAGAGUGGCUUCCAUGUGGACCGACGCUUUGGCUGGGAUUGUCAUGGCCUUCCUGUGGAGUACGAGAUUGAUAAGACCUUGGACAUAAAAGGCCCUGAUGAUGUAGCCAAGAUGGGCAUCGCGGAGUACAACAAACAGUGUCGAAACAUCGUCAUGAGAUACUCUCACGAGUGGGAGGUUUCAGUCAAUAGGAUGGGUAGGUGGAUCGACUUCAAAAACGACUACAAGACCCUCUACCCAUGGUUCAUGGAGACUGUCUGGUGGGUGUUCAAGCAGCUUUAUGACAAGGGUUUGGUGUAUCGUGGUGUCAAGGUUAUGCCUUUUUCUACUGCGUGCAACACACCACUCUCCAAUUUCGAAUCUCACCAGAACUACAAGGAUGUUCAAGAUCCAUCGGUUAUUGUCAACUUCCCACUGCUCGAUGACGAAGACGUGUCUCUUAUUGCGUGGACCACCACUCCGUGGACACUACCCAGCAACCUAGCUCUCUGUGUCAACCCGGAUUUGUCCUAUGUCAAGGUCCAAGAUAACACCACCAACAAGACGUACAUCAUGAUGGAGUCUCGGCUGGGUGCGCUCUUCAAGUUGGAGAGCGAGUACACGCUCCUGGACAAAUUUCCUGGCAAAAUGCUGAGUGGAAAAAAGUAUAAGCCUCUUUUCAAUUAUUUUGCCAAGUGUGGCGAGAAAGGAGCAUUCCAGGUGGUGACUGAUAACUAUGUCAAAGAGGAAGAGGGCACAGGAGUAGUCCAUCAGGCACCUUACUUUGGAGCUGACGAUUACAGGGUGUGCACUGAAUACAGCAUCAUCCAGAGAGACCAGGCUCCGAUCUGCCCCGUGGAUGCCUCUGGCUGCUUCACAUCAGAGGUCACCGAUUUUGCAGGACAGUACGUCAAAGAUGCGGACAAGAAUAUCAUCAAGUGGCUAAAGGAGAAGGGUCGCCUUGUCAACUCUAGCUCUUUCAAGCAUAGCUACCCAUUCUGCUGGAGGUCAGAUACCCCCCUGAUCUACAAAGCUGUGCCCAGUUGGUUUGUCCGUGUGGAGCACAUGGUACAGAAGCUUCUGAACAACAAUGGACAGUGUUAUUGGGUGCCUGAUUUUGUACGUGAGAAGCGGUUCGGAAACUGGCUGAGGGAUGCACGUGACUGGGCCAUUUCCAGGAACCGUUACUGGGGCACGCCAAUCCCCAUGUGGGUCAGCGAUGAUUACGAGGAGGUAGUGUGUGUGGGCUCCAUUGGUGAACUGGAGGAACUGACAGGUGCCAAAGUAACUGACCUUCAUCGAGAGAGCAUCGACCACCUGACCAUACCCUCGCGUUGUGGCAAAGGGGUUCUGCGUAGGAUCACCGAGGUGUUUGACUGUUGGUUUGAGAGCGGUAGCAUGCCCUACGCCCAGGUCCACUACCCCUUUGAAAACAGAAAGGAAUUUGAGGACACUUUCCCGGCGGACUUUAUCGCCGAGGGCAUUGACCAAACCAGGGGGUGGUUCUACACCCUGCUUGUGCUCUCCACAGCGCUGUUUGGUAAACCGCCCUUCAAGAAUGUCAUCGUUAAUGGCUUGGUACUUGCUAGCGAUGGACAGAAGAUGAGCAAGCGCAAGAAGAACUACCCGGAUCCCGGGCUCAUAGUGCAGAGCUAUGGCGCUGAUGCCCUCAGACUGUAUCUCAUCAACUCCCCAGUGGUAAGAGCGGAAAACCUGCGUUUCAAAGAGGAAGGUGUUCGAGACGUGUUGAAGGAUGUCUUCCUGCCGUGGUACAAUGCCUAUCGCUUCCUAGUGCAGAAUGUGCAAAGGUUACAAAAGGAGGAUGGCAUUCAGUUCCUGUAUAACGAGAACACCGCGAAGCAAAGUGACAACAUCAUGGACAAAUGGAUUCAGUCCUUCACGCAAUCUCUCAUCCAGUUCUUUAAGGCAGAAAUGGAUGCAUACCGUCUCUACACUGUGGUGCCUCGUCUGGUCAAGUUUGUGGAUAUGCUUACCAACUGGUACGUCCGUACCAAUAGACGCCGCCUGAAGGGCGAGAGUGGUACUGAGGACUGUCUGUGGGCGCUGGAAACCCUCUUCACUGUUCUCUUUUCCAUGUGCAGGCUGAUGGCUCCUUUCACACCCUUCAUCACAGAGAUGAUGUACCAAAAUCUGCGUAACCUUGUUGACCUCGCCUCUUUGGAGGAAAAGGACACGGGCAGCAUCCAUUAUCUCAUGCUCCCCCAAGUCAGGGAGAAUUUGAUUGACAAACGCAUCGAGAACGCUGUCUCUCAGAUGCAGUCCGUGAUCGAGCUGGGACGUGUCAUCCGUGACAGAAAGACCCUGCCAGUGAAGUAUCCACUGAAGGAGGUGGUCGUCAUUCACCAGGACCCAGAAGCACUCAAAGACAUCCAGUCACUACAGAAAUACAUUUUGGAAGAACUCAAUGUGCGGCAGCUAACCAUUUCGACGGACAAAGACAAGUAUGGCAUCCGUCUGCGGGCCGAACCGGAUCACAUGGUCCUAGGCAAGAGGCUGAAGGGGGCGUUCAAAUCCAUCACUGCUGCAAUCAAGGAGCUUACCAGCGAACAACUUGAAGCCUUUCAGAAGAAAGGUUCUAUCAUGGUAGAUGGCCACGAGCUUCACGAGGAGGACCUGAGACUGAUGUACACAUUUGGUCAGAGUUCUAAUGCAGCUGCUCAAUACGAAGCCCACUCUGACUCACAGGUGCUGGUAUUGUUGGACGUUUCCCCAGACCAGUCCAUGUUGGAUGAAGGAGUGGCCAGAGAAGUCAUCAACCGUGUUCAGAAACUACGCAAGAAGGGCCAUUUGGUACCGUCGGAUGAAAUCACAGUGUAUUACCGCUGUCAGCCAGACGGGGAGUACUUGGGCUCAGUUAUCCAGGCUCACACGGACUUCAUUUUGGCGACGACAAAGGCGCCUCUUCUUCCAUACCCUGUCCCUAAGCGUGCCACCAUCAUCAUCGAAGAAAAGACACAGUUGAAGGGCUCUGACUUGGAGCUAACAAUCGUCAAGGGUUCUUCAGCACCACUGAUCGCUUUAAAUGGACCAGCUUGUGCUUACGUCAACAUCAGAGUGAAAGCCAACGGCAAACAACAAGAAGGGGUGGUGCUGCUAGAGAAUCCAAAAGGUGAUAACGGGAUAGACGUGGACAAGUUAAAAAUCGUGUGCCGCAGCAUCUUUGGGACAAACAAUGCCAAGCUCAAACUCUUUAACGAUGGCAAAGAGUUGGCUAGUAAAGCAGACCUGCGGGCCCUGAGUGGUAAAACUUUGUCAGUGACUACAGACACGGCCUCCCCUGGGUGCAAGACCUCCGACAGUGCCCUUGCAUGUCCAUACGUGAACCUGAUGCUCUGCGAUGCACAGCCCGCUGAGUGCAAAACGGGACAAGUGGGCACCCUCCUGUUGGUCAACCCAGUGGGACAAAAUGGUCUAGAUGUCAAAGGCCUGCUGUCAGAGGCCGCAAAGGUCUUCGGCCUCCGCGGCAGACGGGUCAGACUCUACAUGGACCAUGAGCUCAGCCAGGAGCUGCCUGCCAAUUCUGUCGUAAAAUCUUUGGACACCAAAACUCUGUUUGUGAGAGUUCUCCCCACCACAGCGGAAUCAUAG
Nerophis lumbriciformis (worm pipefish) is the source of this 3807-nucleotide messenger RNA. The record is from RefSeq and is a predicted model, not a curated record. NCBI's taxonomy places the organism in Eukaryota, Metazoa, Chordata, Actinopteri, Syngnathiformes, Syngnathidae.